This is a messenger RNA of Cantharellus anzutake, 546 nucleotides long. RefSeq lists its product as uncharacterized. The transcript has 3 exons. Lineage: Eukaryota; Fungi; Basidiomycota; Agaricomycetes; Cantharellales; Hydnaceae. Bases 113 to 421 code for a protein of 102 amino acids. The record is from RefSeq and is a predicted model, not a curated record.
CUGAGGAGCUCCAUCAGUAUUGGAUGCUGUGAGGGAUGCAGGAGAAGCUGGAAUCUCGAAAGAGAAUCUAGUUGCUCAAGUACAGGUCCCACAAGAAUUGGUCGCGAGAUGCAUGAAAAUGCUGACCAGUACUGCGAGACCUCUUGCAUUUUGGGCGGGAUAUUGCCGCCCAGCUGUCCUUGUCGUGUCCCAGCACCUUCCCCCUUGGUCCGUUCGGAUCCCGAGUCCCAUUGUCUGUGACACCUCCGAUCCCCCAGGUGGGGUCAACCCAGGGAUCGGCGGAAACCAGAAUAGGUUCAUAAGUGUGUUCCCCCAACGAUGGAAGGAUAUACGUGGGCAAACUCUCCAAAACCAGUGGGAUGCAGCGCUAAAGGCAGUGAUGAGUCACAUCUGGCUCCGACCUGGAGUUUCCGAGACAUAGCGACUCGUCACCGUACCAUACCCCUCUAUAUGAAUUGGACCAUGGGAUCGAUCACAGCCGUUGCAAUUAAACGACCUCGCUCACCAUCGGGUGAUGUAGAUUCGCGCUGUGAAACUGGAGAAAAC